Pteronotus mesoamericanus is the source of this 2317-nucleotide messenger RNA. RefSeq names its product TOX high mobility group box family member 2 (gene TOX2). Gene Ontology annotation, molecular function: chromatin DNA binding. The coding region runs from base 1 to 1578 and encodes 525 amino acids. The transcript has 9 exons. Gene Ontology annotation, biological process: regulation of transcription by RNA polymerase II. Lineage: Eukaryota; Metazoa; Chordata; Mammalia; Chiroptera; Mormoopidae. The record is from RefSeq and is a predicted model, not a curated record. Gene Ontology annotation, cellular component: nucleus.
AUGGACGUUCGCCUGUACCCCUCGGCGCCCGCGGUGGGCGCGCGGCCCGGGGCCGAGCCGGCCGGCCUGGCGCACCUGGACUAUUACCACUGCGGCAAGUUUGAUGGUGACAGUGCCUACGUGGGGAUGAGUGACGGAAACCCAGAGCUCCUAUCAACCAGCCAGACCUACAACAGCCAGAACGAGAGCAACGAAGACUAUGAGAUCCCCCCGAUAACACCCCCCAACCUCCCAGAACCAUCCCUCCUGCACCUGGGGGACCACGAAGCCAGCUACCACUCGCUGUGCCACAGCCUCGCGCCCAACGGACUGCUCCCUGCCUACUCCUACCAGGCCAUGGACCUCCCAGCCAUCAUGGUGUCCAACAUGCUGGCCCAGGACAGCCACCUGCUAUCGGGCCAGCUGCCCACGAUCCAGGAGAUGGUCCACUCGGAGGUCGCUGCCUACGACUCGGGCCGCCCAGGGCCCCUGCUGGGCCGCCCAGCGAUGCUGGCCAGCCACAUGAGUGCCCUCAGCCAGUCCCAGCUCAUUUCUCAGAUGGGCAUCCGGAGCGGCAUCGCCCACAGCUCCCCGUCGCCCCCAGGGAGCAAGUCGGCCACCCCUUCUCCCUCCAGCUCAACGCAGGAAGAGGAGUCAGAAGCGCAUUUCAAGAUGUCGGGGGAGAAGAGGCCCUCAGCGGACCCAGGAAAAAAGGCCAAGAACCCAAAGAAAAAGAAGAAGAAGGACCCCAAUGAGCCGCAGAAGCCGGUGUCAGCCUACGCGCUCUUCUUCAGGGACACUCAGGCCGCCAUCAAGGGACAGAACCCCAGCGCCACCUUCGGGGAUGUGUCCAAAAUCGUGGCCUCUAUGUGGGACAGCUUGGGAGAGGAGCAGAAGCAGGCCUACAAGAGGAAGACUGAAGCGGCGAAAAAGGAGUAUCUGAAGGCUCUGGCAGCCUACAGGGCUAGCCUGGUCUCCAAGAGCUCCCCGGACCAAGGUGAGACCAAGAGCUCUCAGACCAACCCGCCAGCCAAGAUGCUGCCGCCCAAACAGCCCAUGUACGCCAUGCCAGGCCUGGCCUCCUUCCUGACGCCCUCGGACCUGCAGGCCUUCCGCAGCGGGGCCGCGCCCGCCAGCCUCGCCCGGACGCUGGGCUCCAAGUCGCUGCUGCCAGGCCUCAGCGCGUCCCCCCCGCCACCGCCCUCCUUCCCGCUCAGCCCCCCGCUGCACCAGCAGCUGCCACUGCCACCCCACGCCCAGGGCGCCCUCCUCAGCCCACCUGUCAGCAUGUCCCCCGCCCCGCAGCCCCCUGUCCUGCCCACUCCCAUGGCACUCCAGGUGCAGCUGGCUAUGAGCCCUUCACCUCCAGGGCCGCAGGACUUCCCUCACAUCUCCGAGUUCCCCAGCGGGUCCGGAUCCCGCUCGCCUGGCCCAUCCAACCCCACAAACAGCGGAGACUGGGACAGCAGUUACCCCAGCGGGGAGUGUGGCAUCAGCACUUGUAGGCUGCUGGAGGGGCCCAGAGCAGAAAAGAGGCCUUGGCAGGAAGCAGGGUGCCCACGAAGAGAGAACGGUGACACGCUAAUGCCCCACGGCUGAGUCUCUUCCUCGACCUCUUACCAGACUCUGCAGAGGCAGCCCAAUGCCCGCCGCCAGCCCAAAGAACCUGCAGGAAACUGCUGCCCCCUGACCUGCUUGCUCCAGGGUUACUGUGGACCCUGCUCCUCGUCCUGCACACCGUACCCUACGUCUGGACCUCUGGCCCCAGCCCAGGCUCAUGCGGGCUGCCCCUGGAGGGGUUGCUUAGCAACAGAAACCCACCCCCAGAUGCAUGGGGUGGGGACCAGCCCAGCCACAGAUGUGCAAAUGUGGUUUUACGGUGUGAACAAGAGAUUAUGAAACCUAUGAACUGUUGGCUCCGUGUAAGUAGUUGACUAAGUGUUUUAGAACUGUGCUGAAGACAUCUGUCAGAUUAUUUUGUGGGGGAAAAAGUAGUUUCCUUUAAGGUAAAAAGCAUUUUAUAUGACCCUUAGCACAUGUUUUUUAAGUUUGAUCUGAAGGGAGAUGUGCACAAGGCAAGCGGCUGCCAAACCGUUUCAGCGUCUGUACAGCAAGGAACCGGACAGUUUUGGCCACACUCGGAGGUAUCGCGCUUUUUUUUUAACCAUCCGCCCAUCUAUUUAAAAUGGCCAAGGACGACUUUCGUCUAUUUAUGAAGAAAACUGGAGAACAGAAAUGCAGUUUCUCAGAAAGUGUGCGUGGUUUGGGGUUUGGUUUGGGUUUGGGUUCUUCAUGUUGUUUGCAGCUGUUUCCCGGCCCUGGCCAGCGUCCGGCUCAG